CAUAGUGACCAAAUGCUGCCACUUGUAGAAACUGACCAAACUUUCGGAAAUGCCGCAACAAACUAUGAAAAUUAAAAGAAAUUUGCAAUUAUCAUAAAACGCCUCGAAUAAUUUUCACGAACCCCAAAUUCUUACUAUUUUUAAGGUUAGGUUAAUCUUUCUUAGUUGGCACCACUGGUACUUUCGCUCCAGUUGUUUUGAUUUUUGAUUAGCGCCUUCUCCUUCUCUACUGUUUCCAUGGCGCUUGAAAUACAAAUUUCAGCCGGUAUCUUCUAGCUUGUAAUGUCUUUUAGGAAGAUGUCAUUUAAGCAGAAAAAAUUGGCAGAGAUCAGAUGUUUGCGUUUCUAAUCGUUGGUUGUAUGGUUGCUCACCAACAUGUCAUUGCAGGAGCUCUCUGGCAGUACUAUACAUCUGAAGUUGAGCAUCAGAGAAGGUCAUGGCUUUGGUUUCCUUAAAAGCCCAAUAGUAAUAGUCGCUGGAACAAAUGGUAUCUUUCUAGAAACAGAGGUGGUCCCGCCUAGUCCAGAUCCUCUUUUUCACAUUGAUCUGGUAUGGGAGACGGAUAAGAGAAACUUGAGACGGUUUAGAGCAAGUAACACUCCUAUUAAGUUGGAAUGUUUUACAAUUGAUGUUGGUAAUCAACGGGAGUGCAUCGGCUCUAUCCUCUUAAAUAUUAAGUCAGCUCAAGUUAUUGUUGGGAACUCUCAGAAGGAUGUGAAUGAAAAAUGGCAUAGACUUAUUGGAGUACCUCAAGAAGCUAAAGCCCUUCAACCAGAGCUAUUAUUAAGUCUUACAAUUCAGUCUCCAAACUCCUUAAGCAAGCCUCUGUCAGGAGAAGAUUGGAAUGGAAAAGCCCUCCCAGAAACUGCUCCAAUAGCUAGAAAGCCAGAAACACCUAACUUUAACAAUGCACCAAAAAUUCGGCGGCCACAGUUCACUACUUCUGUUUUGGUACCUGACUCCAAGCAAGGCUACAUCCAACUUGGUGCAGAAAAUGCAUGCAUCGACACAUUUCUUAUACACCUUUGUGCUAAACGAUUACAGGAAAUGGAUUUGCUUCUUCACAACAAUCAAGAGCUUGUUCGGCCAAAUGAUAACACAAAACCUUUCCAAAUAUCUUUCACAUUCCUUGGCCAGAACAUAAAAACUAAAUCUUUUGGAUGCUCAAGUGGCAAAAACAUUUGUGUUAUAGAUGAGGAAGUCGUUCUCCCCAUUCGUACUUCUCUCGCAGUCUUACACCACUAUCUUCAAGAAAAUCCUUGUGCAGCUAUAUGCCUCAUUUGUUGUGGUCAAGAAAUAGCUGCCAGUGAACUUCAUAUCAGGUCAUUGGUGCCUACCAAUGAUGUUCAGUCCUUCUCAAGACAAUUUAAUGGGGAAGCUCUAUUGAGUCAAAAAUGCAUAUUUGUAAGCUCCAGUUCUGGAGCUGUACCUUUACAAGACAAUCUUCAGCCAUACAUUGAAGUUAUGACAAGACUUCAAUUAAUAUCUGACCUCACUGGCUUUCAAAAAAGUUCUGCCUUGGACAAUUUAAAAGGAAUUGCUUCUUGCGAUUCUUAUAAUCCAGUUCCAACUGGACACUUAAUAGAGGAUGUACCAUCAAGGUCUGAAAGCCGCCAUUCACAGGACACUUUUAUUGUUACGACACAGAGUGGCCCUGUUUGGGUACCAGUUGCACCAGGCACAGCACAAUCUUAUUUAACCACCAAAACUAAAUAUGUGGGUGAAGAUAGUGCUUUGAGAGCUUGCAUAAAAAUUGUAAUCAAUCGACUAGAGUUUUUUCAGCUCUCAAAAUCAUGUUGUGUUCGAUUUCUGUUUGAAUGCCCAAGUUCGUCUGCAGUUACAUCUCAAGAAUUUAUAAUUCAAGAUGGAAAAGAAUCAGUGCAGGUUGAAGGAGUAUCUGCUCAAAUUUUAGUUCAGCCAAGUGACAGCAUUCAAAUCCAUAUUUUGGGAGUUGGGCCGGAGUCUACUAGUUCAUCACAUAUUGCAUCUACUAACAUUCAUGUGAAAACCCAUAUUCUUGCAGAAAAGGGAGAAACUAGAGUAUCUUGCGAUUUAAGAGGACCACUAAGUGAACAAAAAAUGGGUCUUUUACAUGUUACUAUGUCACUUGAACAGCUCCAUGAAGGAACCAGGAAAGGGACUGAAGUGAACUUAAUUCAACAUGACUCUUUUUUGCCACUCUCAAAACCUGUACCCAACUUGACUGAUUUUCAUGAAGCAGAAGAAGCUCUUAAAAGAUCUACUGGCACAAAUAAAAUUAAACAAUUACCACUGACCAUGAAUUCUAGUAAAAGUAACAUUAUGCAAAGUGCCUCAGAUAACAGAUCUCAGACUAGUCUCAACUUAAAACAAGCACCCCAUGAGAAUGAUAAUCAGAAUGUCACUGAAACUUUAAUACUACCAGCUAAAGGUCCUUGUGUGCCUCUUGAUAAUGCUGCAGCUUACAGAAUUGUUGAAGAGCUUGAGGAUUGGAAGGAGAAGCAGCAAGAAAUCUUCCAAGCUGAAUUGAAAAGGAAGGAGAUGGAACAUAUUUCCAAGAUAACCGAUGAGUGGACAGUACAAACGAAAGCACAGAACCUUACUAUUGAAAACAAAAUGGCAGAAUGCAAAGUAAUGAUUGAAUCCCUAGGGAAGGCUAAACAAGAUCUUAGAGAUCGCCUAAAGACAUGUGCGACCAGAGAGCAAGCGUUAACCAAAGCCAGAGAAGAUCUUGAACUGCAGUACAAUCUGAAAUUUCAAGAAUUUACUCUUGCAGCAAAAAGAUUAGAUGAAGGCUUCAAGCUAAAGGUAUCUUUGGCUGAAUCUAAGUGUUCCAAAUUGGAAGAAAGAAUUAAAGAGCUAGAGUCUGAAAAUGAAAAUUUACACCAACAACUCAAACAAAAAAUUAUUACCCAUCAUAGUGAUCGACAAAUGUGUGGAAUGAGCCAUAAUCAAGUAUCGCAGUUAUUGUCUCAAGUAGAUCAAUUAGAAGGAAAAUUACAUGCCUCACUUCAGUCAAAAGCCUAUUUUAAAGAACAGUGGGGCCGAGCAGUUCGUGAAAUGAACCAAGCAAAACUUCAGUUUGCUCAGACAUCAGAAAACAAGUGCUUUGAGAAAAUUUUGGGAAAAGAAGAGAGAGGAUUGCAAAAUGAUCAAAGAACAUUAGAAAUUUUGCGUAAAGAAAUAUCGCAGCUAAAUUUAUGACACAAUCCUAGCUCCAGUUUGACGAAAAUUUUAAUGACUUUUUUUUUUGAAAACAUGAAGAACCUUAGUAGAUAUCUCGGUUACACAACUUUUACUAAUCUGGUAUACUUUUCAUUUAACUGGCCUUCAGUUAAGUACAAAAGAAAUUUGACUGCUUUGUUCCAAAGACUCUAUUAUUAAGUUUUAAUUUAUAUGACAAUAUCUUGUGAUAGUUUAUAUUAGCAAAUAAAUACAUAGCAAAGAAUUUUAAUUGAAAGAAAUUGA
Messenger RNA from Frankliniella occidentalis (western flower thrips), 3447 nucleotides. It is a transcript of the gene rha, whose product is annotated as centrosomal protein of 120 kDa. Gene Ontology annotation, cellular component: centriole; centrosome. The record is from RefSeq and is a predicted model, not a curated record. Lineage: Eukaryota; Metazoa; Arthropoda; Insecta; Thysanoptera; Thripidae. Gene Ontology annotation, biological process: centrosome cycle; positive regulation of centriole elongation; interkinetic nuclear migration. Bases 376 to 3183 code for a protein of 935 amino acids. The transcript has 14 exons.